AUAGAAGCCUUUCUCACUGCCCCUGACACGACUUAGCAGCUGUGCCGACGUCCCCCUCUCCUAAAUGCUCGGCUCCUUGGGACUGACAUUUGAAAGUGCUUAGGCUCACACCACUCCUAGACCCCACGCCCCUGCUUGACACGGCCACCAUCCCACACCAACCACUGCCUCAGCCCACUAUUGACCAGUUUUAAGCCAUUUGGACAAGAGGGAAUCAGCUCCCCUGAGCCUGCCGAACCCCCGGUUCAGUCACCAUGUCUGAGGCCAAGGCCCUGAAAGUCCGGUUGACUUUCUGCAUCAUCCUGGUAGGCGUCUGCUUGUUGAUGGCUGCGGUGGUAACAGAUCACUGGGCAGUUCUGAGCCCCCGGGUGGAAAAGUAUAAUACCACUUGCGAAGCAGCCCACUUUGGUCUCUGGAGGCUUUGCACCAAAAGGAUCUACAUGGGCAACACCAAUGACAAGAGCUGUGGACCUAUCAGCCUACCAGGGGAGAAGAACUGUUCAUACUUCAGACAUUUUAACCCAGGAGAGAGCUCAGAAAUCUUUGAAUUCACCACACAAAAAGAAUUCAGCAUCUCUGCAGCAGCCAUUGCCAUCUUCAGCAUCGCUUUCAUGAUCAUGGGAACCAUCUUCAUCCUUCUGUCCUUCAGGAAAAAAAGGGAAUAUCUUCUGAAGCCAGCGGCUCUAUUCUAUACGUUUGCAGGCCUUUGUAUCAUCGUCUCUGUGGAAGUCACGAGGCAGUCAGUGAAGCGGAUGAUUGAUAGUGAGGAGACAGUCUGGAUCGAGUACUAUUAUUCCUGGUCCUUUGCCUGUGCCUGUACCUCCUUUGUUCUCUUCUUCAUCUGUGGCAUCGCUCUCCUACUUAUCUCCCUGCCCCGCAUGCCCCAGAAUCCCUGGGAGUCUUGUAUGGAUGCUGAGCCUGAGCAUUAAAUUGACUUCAUCCUUUUCUGAUGGGCUGGGCUCAGGACUAGGGAUAUAGCAGCUUCCAAGGCCCUCUCUCUACAGAAACCAAAUGCCAGACUGGGUCAAGAAGAGGUAAACUGUGGAAAAGAGAAUGUGGUGGCAUUGCUCCCAUCCCCAUAGUAAAUGGGGUCCCCCCGGAAGGGAUCAUAUUUUCCCUUAUCUGAGGCUUCUUUUCCAUCUGUUCCAGUCUCAUUCUCUAUCCUUCUUUGAUCCUCCCUUCCCCACCUCCCCAUCCACUGGACAUGAUAUAAAAUGGUGUCUGGAUGUGUGGCACUGUCCCCAACACCUGCCACUACAUUAUGCCUACAGACUGCUAGUUUCCCAUGCUCUCAUUGAGUGGUGAUGACCCUCUGCUCUAAUCUGGUAGCAGAAUGUGUGAGUCCAGAGCUUUAUCGGCCUUAAAUCAAAUGUCUGAUUUUCUACAUACACUCUGAGCAGUGUCUAUAGGUAGGGACAUUGGGGGAGAGCAUGUAUCUUCUAGCGUUUACAGUUAUAGUUCAUAAAUGUUCUUGUACACAAUUUCAAACAGUUUUCAGGUGGUUCUCUAUAAACUACUCCAUCCCUACACUCUACCCCUCACUGCGUCAUUAUGUCAGGUUUUUUUUCAUGCUCUGUGUGUGGAAGCCCCUGGGAAGAAGUCCCCAGAGUAAUGGAUUUGCUUGUAGAAAUAGCCAACCACUCCUCUACAGAGUGCCAAGACCCACAGUAGGGCUACUUGGAAUUCAUUCCAAAGCGAAUUCUUCUUCUUUGUCCUAAUGCUUCACAAUCCCUAAUGAGCAUUUCCAACUGAGAAGAAAUGAAGUGUGGAUUAAAAUAAAAUUUCUGUAAAAAUGUAUCCCUUCUGUGCCCUUCACUAAAAGUUCACUUGAAUUUCUAGACAUCUAUAAACAUGGCUCUCGACCAGGUUACCUUUUAUAGGGUGAAGCUAUGGAAGCGGGGGGGGGGGUGUCUCAAGGAUGGUGCUGAGGACAUUUCUCAGGGCAGAGGAAGAUCUUCCUUAUAGAAAUUGCUUGGGAGUCUAAAAUUUCCAUUUAAACCCUUGGAUUGAGGAAUGUUCUUUGGGAGAAACCAGGAAUCAGUUUUUGUCUGGCUAGACAGGGUGUUAAAAAUAAGAAUCAGGCUAUUUCUAGGCUUAAGGUCUGUCUUUGCCUAAGAGUAAUGUGUCUCUCAGUGCCAAGCCAAAAUUUAAACAGUUAGGUCACAGGCUUCUGAUUGGACAUUGGACCUCUGUUAUUCCUGACAAGAAAGGAUAGCAACCUCUUUCUGCUCUCCAGCCCCCUACCAUAAUCCUCUGGCUAAGAAAAUUAUUUUCUUGCCCAAGGGAAAAUACACUCUUUUGAAUAAGUAAAUCAGGAAGCUGCGUGGAUCACUGGCACAGCACUAGUAUAAGAAACAGAGGUCCCAUUCAGAGCUCACAAUUGGCAAAAUGCAUCAGCCCUCUCUGCCUCCAUUUACCCAUUUUUUUAAAUGGGAAGAAGAAUAUUUAUUCCCCUUCCACUUCUCACCAAACAUACCUCUUUACCUAGGGCAAUGAUAAGUAAGAGAAUUUUACAUGUGCUUUUGGAUUCCAUUGUAGGAUGGAUUUUUAAGGCAAUCAAACUUAGAGGAAGAUUUGGAUUAAUGAAUAAAUCCUGUCUCAGACACUUCCAUCUAUGUAUUCUGUGAUCCUCAGUUCCCUCAUCUGUAAAUGGGGCAAUAAUAUCUGUAGUAUCCUCUUGUUGGGUUGCUGUGUGGCUCAAAUGAGCUUGUGUUCCAAAAACUUAGUGCACCUUUAAGCUCUUAAGAGUUUUUUAACUUGCAUGAAGUCUGUGUAAAGAACUUCAUAAAAUUUAAAGCACUGCAUAGAUGUUGGUGACUACCAAUUAAUCAACAAGCAUUUAUUAAGUACUUACUAUGUUAAGUACUCAGGGUACAUAUGGGUAGGAAAAGAGAAGAGAACAAGUCUUUAUAGAAAUACCUACUAUGAGCUAUGUACUGUCAAAAAAAGCUAUACAAGUAUUAUUUCAUUGGAUCCUCACAACAACCCCGGAAGGUAGUGCUAUUAUUAUCUGCAUUUUGUUGUUUAGUCAUUUUUAAUCAUGUCCAACUCAUCCUGACCCCAUUUGGAGUUUUCUUGGCCAAGGUACUGAACUGUCUUGUCAUUUCCUUCUCUAGCUCAUUUUGUAGAUGAGGAAAUUGAAGCAAACAGGGUUAGUGACUUGCUAAGGAUAGCUAGUAAGUGUCUGAGACCAGAUUUGAACACUAUCUACUUCAUCAUCCAGCUGUCCCCAUUUUAAGAUAAACAGAAUUAAGUGACCUGCCCAGGGUGACAUAGCAGUUAACAGUCUAAAGUCAAAUCUGAACUCAGGUCUUCCUGGACUCCAGAUCCAUUGCUCUAUAUACUAUGCUA
Messenger RNA from Monodelphis domestica (gray short-tailed opossum), 3351 nucleotides. RefSeq names its product calcium voltage-gated channel auxiliary subunit gamma 1 (gene CACNG1). The record is from RefSeq and is a predicted model, not a curated record. NCBI's taxonomy places the organism in Eukaryota, Metazoa, Chordata, Mammalia, Didelphimorphia, Didelphidae. Gene Ontology annotation, biological process: regulation of calcium ion transmembrane transport via high voltage-gated calcium channel; calcium ion transmembrane transport. Gene Ontology annotation, molecular function: calcium channel regulator activity; voltage-gated calcium channel activity. Gene Ontology annotation, cellular component: L-type voltage-gated calcium channel complex; membrane.